Messenger RNA from Ceratitis capitata (Mediterranean fruit fly), 2298 nucleotides. RefSeq names its product 5-hydroxytryptamine receptor 2A. Gene Ontology annotation, biological process: adenylate cyclase-activating adrenergic receptor signaling pathway. Gene Ontology annotation, molecular function: G protein-coupled amine receptor activity. The record is from RefSeq and is a predicted model, not a curated record. The transcript has 8 exons. NCBI's taxonomy places the organism in Eukaryota, Metazoa, Arthropoda, Insecta, Diptera, Tephritidae. Gene Ontology annotation, cellular component: membrane. The coding region runs from base 1 to 1968 and encodes 655 amino acids.
AUGGCCUAUCAAAAUCGAAAUGUAUUCAUCAACAUUUAUGGCAUGGACAUCGGAAACGUUUUUGUAAUUGCUGCCAUCAUAUUGGAACGUAACUUGCAGAAUGUUGCCAAUUACUUGGUUGCAUCGUUGGCUGUUGCUGAUCUACUCGUUGCCUGUCUGGUGAUGCCGCUGAGUGCCGUCUAUGAGAUAAGCCAAGGCUGGAUACUUGGUCCGGAACUCUGCGACAUUUGGACAUCGUGCGAUGUAUUGUGCUGUACAGCUUCCAUAUUGCAUUUAGUUGCCAUAGCGGUUGAUAGAUAUUGGGCGGUGACUAAUAUCGAUUACAUUCAUUCGCGCACAAGUAAACGUGUCUUUCUUAUGAUAUUUUGUGUUUGGUCAGCGGCUGUUAUAGUCUCUCUGGCGCCACAAUUUGGUUGGAAGGAUCCCGACUAUUUGCAGCGUAUAGAACAACAAAAAUGUAUGGUUUCACAGGAUGUUUCAUAUCAGGUCUUUGCCACAUGUUGCACAUUCUACGUGCCACUACUCGUCAUAUUGGCGCUUUAUUGGAAAAUCUAUCAAACAGCACGUAAACGCAUACACCGAAGACGGCCACGGCCAAUCGAUGUGACCGGUAAUAAUAAUCAGCCCGAUUUGUCGGUACAAAAGACGCGUACACGUCUCCGGUUACGUAUUGGUAAAUUUGCGACACCUCACACCAGCGUCACCACCACAGCCGGCCAAACAGCAUUGGGACUGGUCGAGGGCAAUUCCACAAAUACGGUGAACACUGUGGAGGAUACCGAAUUCAGUAGUAGUAAUGUGGAUAGUAAAAGUCGUGCGGGCAUCGAAUCGACAACGAUGUUUAGCAACAAUCCCGAAGAGAUUCCAACCACUUCGACAAGUCAAAUAUCGACAGUAUCCCACCUGGUAGCAUUAGCUAAUCAACAGCAUGCAGCAACCAAAGCAUCCUCAACCUCAACAGUACAACAUCAACGACAACAACAACAACAACAACAACAACAACAACCGCAUAAAGACAGUAGAAGUAGUAGUAAUAAUAAUAGAAAUAUAAAUACAGUGCAAAAUGGCGCAACCACGGAAGUGGCAAUAACAACAGCAACAACAACAACAACAAUAGAGAACAAUAAGUUGUCAACGGCGGCAACACCAACAACUAAAGUAUGCAUAGUAGCGCCAAAUGACAGUAACGGCAUUAAUGUCAACCCGACAACUAUGGUAAAUGGCAAUUCAACAACAACAACAACAAACGGAGUAGCCGUGGCGAAUGGCGCUGCCGAAGUGCUUGAAGAUCCACUUCUGCAACAGCAAUUGCAACAAGUGCAACAACAAGUUGACACAACGAUCACAACACCAACGACGGCAGCGAUAGGGACUGAUGGUGGUGUUGGUGGUGUUGGUGGUGGUGGUAAGACAAUGCCACCGGUCGCAUGUGCCUCGAAUGCCACCACAAUCACUUCCAUAUCGGCAUUAUCACCGCAAACACCAACAACCGCCGUCAUCUCCGCAGGCGGUGCCAGCGGUGACGAGCAUCUGCAUCCCUUGGCGCCCACAGCAAUGCAAACAAUGACUGCUACAUCCUCCUGCCAGCUGACGCCCACGCCAAAAUUGAAACAUUCGCAGCAACAACAACAACUGUCCAGCAUAGCAAAUCCCGUGCACAAGGUGACGAAACGUAAGGAGACGCUGGAGGCGAAACGUGAACGGAAAGCGGCCAAAACAUUGGCCAUCAUCACCGGUGCAUUCGUUAUCUGUUGGUUGCCAUUCUUUGUGAUGGCACUGCUGUUGCCACUGUGCGAGACGUGCGAGAUUAACGAUGGCCUGGCGUCCGUAUUCCUUUGGCUUGGCUACUUUAACUCAACGCUAAAUCCUGUGAUUUACACGAUAUUCAGUCCGGAAUUUCGACAAGCGUUCAAGCGUAUACUCUUCGGUGGCCAUCGACCGGUGCAUUAUCGUAGUGGAAAGAUUUAAGCGGCCAGCAAGUGGUCGAACUGUCAUCUUCAUGAAAACCCAAAGAGGCGACGUACUAAGGAUGAGCAGCCUACAAAAAUUAUUUCUUCCAGCAUACAUUUGCAGCUUCUAAACGCCAUAAGUAGAGCCAAUCUUUUGAAAAUCUAAUAAAAAGCAGCUCUCAAAUACUACAUCAGUCCGUAAAUGGAAGAACAUUAGAAAAAACAUAAAAAAUAUUUCAAUUUUCUGUUCUAACUAAAAAAACUCUUACUUAACUUGAGUUUUGGAAAAAGAAAACUAUUAAGUAAUUUCUAAAAGCUACGGGUGAAACCAAAAUACCGUUAUAAUGAA